CAGCUCCUGCCUGAGUCCAGUGUUCCGGUGGAGGGUCAAAAGGCAGAGCCAUGUCUUGCAAAAGCAGAGUUGCUCUUUGUGUUUAGCAGGUGCACAUCAUGCUGUGUGAAGGCUCAAAGCCCCAGGCUGCUCCGCCCGUGGGUGUGUCCUGCUGAGAACACUGUGGGUCCAGUGCUAUGUCCCUGGGGUUCACUUUUCUGCUGGGACUUGUGUUUUGUCUGGAACAAAGGAUUUGGGCAAAAAAUGGAUUAUUACCCCAGCCCUCCAUCUGGGCACUGCCCGGGGCUGUGAUUCCCCAGGGCAGUUCUGUGACCAUCCGCUGCAGGGGACCUCCAGGAGUAGUCAGAUGGCAGCUACUUAGAAUAGGAACUUUCAUCUCACGGUACGACAGAACCUCAGAUGGAUCCCAGGGAGUUUCCAUGUUUUUCAUCCAGUCUGUGACAUACAUCAAUGCAGGAAUUUACUACUGUAUAUACUGGAAGCAAGGAGUCUGGUCAGGACGCAGUGACCCAUUGGAUCUGGUGGUGACAGGCGUAUACAAGGACACACCCUCCCUGACUGCUCUUCCAGACCCCAAUGUGACCUCAGGAGAGAACGUGACACUCCUUUGUGAAACAUCUCAGUACUAUGAAAUCUUUAAUUUGACUAAAGAUGGAAGGAAUGUCUCUCCUCAGGAUUUUUUACGUCAGGACCAUAACACCUUCCUGAUCUCUCCUGUGACCCUUGCCCAUGGGGGUAUCUAUAGAUGCUAUGGUUCUUCUAAAACCUACCCUCACAGCUGGUCACUGCCUAGCAACCCUGUUAAGCUUUUGGUUACAGAUCCACCUGCUCCUGGAAAUGGACACCUUCCCAUUGUGACUGGGAUCCUGGCCAUCGUUGUCUUACUUCUUCUCUUCCUUCUCUUUCUCUUUUACCAAUGUUGGCAUCGGGUCAAACACGGGAACAUUGAUUGUGAGACCGAGAACCAGGUGAACUAUAAGAGCUCCUUCCCAGUCAUGGAUUUCCAGGAAGAAAACCAAUAUGAUGUCUUAGAGGACAUCCAGCCUGAGAAGGACAGACAGAUGGCUAUGCAGGUCCCCAUAGAGGAAGACUCUCAGGAGGUGACCUAUGCUCAGCUACACCAGGAAGCCCUUAGGGGGAACGUGGACACGCUACUCUCCCACACCCAUGAGGAUUCCUCUGGCCAGCCCUGUGUGUAUGCCACCCUCAACUUGUCCUGAGUUUAGAGCCAGGACUGGCUGUGUAGACUCCAGUGUUCCAGUGCUCCUUAAAGAAGGUCAGCUCCAUGGGGUGUCCUACUCAUGUUCCUCAACAUCGGCCAUCACCUUGGAGCUCCCCAAGGACUUAAGACUGGAGUCAACUUGUCAACUAUCAAGAAAUUCUGGGCCCUAUCAAAUAUCUCUCAACAGAUUCCUGGUCCCUUGUAUAUUUACCCAUUCAGUUGCCUAUUCAAGAUAUGUUUACAAAAGUCAACUCUUUCCUUGGAUCUGUGAUGGGGAUAUACAUAUUAUGAAGAUAUAGUUUUUAGUCUCAAGGACUCAUGAUUUAUUGAGUGAGGCAAGCCCAUGAUCUGACCCUUGGAAAGCAAAGGGGGUGACCCACUGGAAUAGGUGUAAGGAUGCUUUGGGUCACUGAGCAGACACAAUGUCUAGGAAUGUUUAAAGAGCGCUCAUUGGUAUAAAAUACAAGGAGAAAUCAAGAAAUAAGAGUCAGUUUGGGCACAGAGGACAUUCCUAAUGGCAUUUUGGUACAAUGUUCUAGGUGUCGCUGAGAGUUGAAGCCUUCAAAGUACUGAAACUGAAUAAGGAAGCUUCUUUGUGAGGGAACCAAGUUGCAACCAAUUUGGCCACAGGAUGGGUGGGUGGAAGCUGGUAUGAACAAUAACUUUUUCAGUAACUUUUGACAAAAGGAAGUAAAGUAGAAAGCUAACAGCAGGUGUAGUGAGAACCGGAGAGAUGGUUUGGAGCGAGGGGUAUGAGAAGUAGCGUACGAGCAUGUGUGUUCGUUGAUGGAAAUAACCGAGGGGAGGAAACAAUGUGGAUGAUGCUGGGGAGGGAGGGACGGUUGACACUUGGUGGGAUGGGCUAUCAGGUGAGAGUUUAGACUCUGGAAUAGAUGAGCUCACCUGGGUUCAGACUCUCCUUUGGCAAACACCAGCUGCAUGAUGGUGCAUACAUUUAAACGUUCUUCUUUAAGCUGGAAUUUAAUUUAAUUUAAGCUGGAAUUUUAAUUUACAGAAGGGAAACUCCAAGCUCAGGUGAGCAGGUGAUGAGAUGCUUAACCUCUUUAGGCAUUAGAGAAAAGAAACUGGCAAAGAUGAGAAGGCUGGGCCACCUCAGGUUUUGGGCGUGUGGGCACCUUCUUGUAUUGCUGGGAGAAGGAACUGGUACAGUGAGUCUGAAGUGCCAUUUGGCCGUGAGUAAAAGAUUGGGCAAUUUCCUGUUGGAAAUGUAAACAUAAUUUAAAGAUAUUCUCACACGUGUCCAUAGGGGCAUCUGCAGAAUGAUAUUUAGCUCAGCAUUGUUCACAGCAGAGAUAUUUGGAUACAAUGUGUCUGUCCCUUAUUAGGACACUGUGGGGAUUACUGUGUUGAAGCAAGUAACUGUGCUGUAGACAUAUGAGUGGUCCAUAAACCUGGAGUGUGCAGUGGAAAGAUGAAUGACUUCCACAGCAUUAACAUUUGCAAGAUGCAAAAUAAAGUUCUGCAAACACGAACAAAUUCACAUAGACUGUGAUUUCAGAGCUGCUCCUUGAAGCUGGAGAAACGAAAUGAGAACCACAGGGCAGAGAAAAAUCACAGAAGACGUCGAUUACCUGGAUGCACGUGUGCAUGUGCUAAGCCAGAGGUGAUGGAUCGAUUACUCAGCUCCCGGCAUCCACGCUUCAAGUAGAAAAAUACGUUUUCUUCUAAGCUCAAGUUUCCCCAUUUGAGUAGGACUAAAGCUGUAUCUGCUUCUCAGUCUUGUGUGAGGGUCAAAGGGGGUGGUGUCUGAAAAGUGAGUCAGGUUACAAAGAAAUAUUUGGGCACCCAAGUUUCUAUCUUUUUUUUCAAAGAUGUUUGUUUAUUGGGGCACCUAGUGGCUCAGUUGGUUAAGCACCCAACUUUGCCACAAGUCAUGAUCUCACAGUCUGUGAGUUUGAGCCCCGCGUUGGGCUCCGUGCUGACAGCUCAGAGCCUGGAGUGGCUUCAGAUUCUGUGUCUCUCUCUCUCUGCCCC
Acinonyx jubatus (cheetah) is the source of this 3217-nucleotide messenger RNA. Its product is annotated as natural cytotoxicity triggering receptor 1-like. Lineage: Eukaryota; Metazoa; Chordata; Mammalia; Carnivora; Felidae. The transcript is spliced from 9 exons. The coding region runs from base 177 to 1220 and encodes 347 amino acids. The record is from RefSeq and is a predicted model, not a curated record.